UUUACUUUACUUUAUUAUUUUGUUUGAUUUUUACUUUUUAAGUUUUGUGUGUAAUCAGGCUCAUAUUAGUUUGUACUACAAACUUCCACAGACCCGAGGAGCAGUGCCUGCGGAGUGAGCCAUCUUGUUCCCAGACGAUCUUUGGCGCUAGCUAAGGGGCUACAGCUACAGGCUGCAGCUAACCAACGACAACCGGAGACCGGGCAGCGUCGUUCUUCGCUCCGGUAUGAUGCCAGGUGAUAGCAACAUGACCUCCAUGGUUCAGAGAAUAGCUCGGCAGGCUCUGGUCACCUUCAGGAACACGCCUCGAGCCGGCGAAGAGGCGGGUAAAUCUUUCCUGGAGAACCAGAGCAAGCUGAAGAGCCUGAUGACGGAAGUGCGGGCGGCGGACCUGAAGCUCGUCCCGCGGAGAGCAGACGGCAGCUCGCCCGGCGUGUCCCCUCACCUCCCGUACCACCACGGCGGGCCCCCGGUCACGUAUAUGCACAUCUGCGAGACGGACCACUUCAGCAUGGGGGUGUUUCUGCUGAAAAGCGGCGCCUCCAUCCCGCUGCACGACCACCCGGGGAUGCACGGCAUGCUCAAAGUCAUGUACGGCAAGGUCAGGAUCAGCUGCUUCGACAAGCUGGAGCGUCCGGCCGGCAGCACGCAGGCGGCGCCGCCGCUGCCCCCGCUGCCCCCGGCCCAGGUGGGCGCUCUGCGCCGCUCCCUGCGCCGCUCCACCAAUGAGUUAACGGAGGAGAGCGGCCCGUGCGUCCUCUUCCCCGACCGGGACAACCUCCACCAGAUCGACGCCGUGGACGGCCCCACGGCGUUCAUGGACAUCCUGGCCCCGCCGUACGACCCGGACGAGGGCAGAGACUGUCACUAUUACAAAGUCCUGACAGAAGCGGAGGUUAAAGACACAGAGCAAAAGGAGAAGGAGGUCUGGCUCAUGGAGAUCUCACAGCCGCCGGAUUUCUGGUGCGGAGGGGAGCCGUACCCGGGCCCGGAGGUCUGCCUCUGAUCCACCUGACUGACCUGCUGCUGCAACAUGUCAUCUUUUCCUCGGGCUGGUCUGGUGUGUGCAUCCUGUAGUGGCACAAGGCCGGAGCUUUGGGACGGACUACCUGUGCUAAAUGAAGGGUCAAUCUGAAUCAAUAAUCCAUGUGUCAGCAGCGUUAGGGAGCCAGAAUGUAACUGAACAGGUGAAACCACACAGCUCAACUCCAGGUGACCUCAUUGUCAGGUGUUGUCAGUGCUGUCCUGCCAUGGUGGAGAGCUGCAGCUUUCACAGGUGAAAUAUAAUCCAUUUCACUUGAGCAAAAAUUGGAGCCCCAGGCAGCACUAAACCAACAUCCUGUUAGUGCUGUGAUCACCCUGUGUGUCUGUGUAGAGCAUAUUAUUGCCAGAAAAGAAAGCAGCUAGUUGAGUAAUUGUACUUUUACUGCACUUACUGGUUGUCUUUAGUAUGGGGAAACCAAAUUACACUCACCAGAUGUUACUUUUACCCCCAGAAAGAGACGGAAACACAUUUUCAUGAUGCGUUUCUUUACUUAGUCCUUAAUUCUCUGAGGUUAUCAUGUUCAUUUUGGCAUUGUCAAUUCCAAAAUUUCCUCAGUCAUGUGGGAGAAGAUGUUUAAAAGCAAGUCAAUGUGUAACUUUGACCUUUGGUCUUAAAGAAAAUGCACAGUCACAGAGGAGUGACAGGGUGUUCAGUCCCUCUGAACACCUCCACCACAUGCACAUGGCUUUAUCAAGCAGAUUUAGUUGAUUAAAGGUGGUGUAAUUUUGCAGCCCAACACAGGAGCAUAUCAUCUCUCAGCCGAUAGGUUUCAAAUCUGAAAAUAACCAUAAAUGACAGGCUUACAGUAUGACCCUACAAGGUAUUUCUGCACAAUGAAUGCCAAGAAAUGACAAAAUGAUGACGUGCAGGGUGCUCAUGCUGUGUUCAAGAAAAGUCAGGAAGUUUGUCACUUGCGUCCUGGUCGAAGUCUGUGCUUCAUGUUUCCAAAAUAGGCAAUAUUUCACUUUCAGUAGUACACAGCAAUACUUUUAAUAACCUCUAAAUGUACAACAUUUCAGCUUUCAGUAUUGCAUGAAGUGUCAAAUGCUAAUAUGUAUCUAACACGUGCUGCUGCGUCUAUAUUUACAUGCUGCAGCACUGACACAUAAUAGUUGCAGUUCUAUUAUAAUAUUCUUAAAACUUCCAGACUUCUGACAGCGUCUUGAACGCAGCAUUGAAAACAAUUGUACCAGCCUGAGUUGAGCUGUCUAGGUGGAAGUAUCCCGGGAACACGCAGGGGAAGUGUGUGUCCAUGUGUUUUUAAUUGUCUUCCUGCUUCAGGCUUUGUGACGUUCGGAUAAAGAACUGUGUGAAUCUUCAGGUCUGCUUUUGAAGACUCAAAUAUAUCUUAAACUGCUCUUUAUUUUUCUCUCUCUGGCUCUGUGGAUUAGGACUCUACAAACUGUAAACUGCCUUCUUUUUGUUUCUGGGAAAACGUUUGAUCCUCAGGUUUGUUUGUGAUUUGUUUCGCAGAUGGAUUUUUAGGAGAUUGAAAGAUGUGCACUACAUUAUUUGGACACAAAAUAUGAACUGUGUGUGGCUACAACAUACAGAUUUUAAAAAGGGUUUUGUCGCAGUUUGAGGUCAGAAUGAAUCAGAACUGUUGAAUGUGAGGGUUGGGUUUGUAAUAAAGUUGAUAGAGUGAGAAGUGGGAUGAUUUCAAGCUCAGCAGCAUAUAAAGUGAAGCUGUAAGCACUUACAGUAACGUAACAAUAUGGUUGAAUGUAGGUUUAAUUCAAAAAUGCAUGUAUACAUAGAGUCAUAAUAAAAUCUCAGCAAAGUUUUGGAGAAUGGGGCUUUUUCAGAUAAGUUUCAUUUCAACCUAAGGCGUACUUUGGAAGACAACUUGCUGCACACUUUUCAUGUGAGAGCAGUGAAUAAGACUGACAGGCUGUUUGUUGUAUGACGGUGGGAAUAAAGACCGCGCAGGUCUCCUCAUCAGCAGAAAGCUUGUUAAAUCAGGCCUGAGUCCAGAAUCUGAUUGUGUGCUAAAUGAUCAGUACCUGUAUCAAUGUUUGUAGCCUGUAAUGAUGGUUAAUAUAAAAUGUGCUGUUUAUUUUGCCUAA
This is a messenger RNA of Epinephelus lanceolatus (giant grouper), 3111 nucleotides long. RefSeq names its product 2-aminoethanethiol (cysteamine) dioxygenase b (gene adob). The record is from RefSeq and is a predicted model, not a curated record. Gene Ontology annotation, cellular component: mitochondrion. Gene Ontology annotation, molecular function: oxidoreductase activity, acting on single donors with incorporation of molecular oxygen, incorporation of two atoms of oxygen. NCBI's taxonomy places the organism in Eukaryota, Metazoa, Chordata, Actinopteri, Perciformes, Serranidae.